CUGGGUGGGAGCAGCGUGCAGGCUACCAGCACCAAGUGGUGCGCCUCUCGGGGGUGUGUGCAGAAGGCUCCAGGAUAAAUAGGAGGCUCCCAGCGCUGGGCGACACUGGAACCCGCUGGCUGCCCGCCCCGGGUGUUUCCCUGCCCUGUAGCCAGGCUGCCUGCUGCGUAGUUUCGUUUCCUCCUGGCUCAGGGAUUAGUUUCCAAGCACCCUCUCGGUGCCGGGCCCGGGAAGGGCACGAAGAAGGAGCAGGGAGACUCUUCCAGGGGCUGCCCUGCCCCGCACAGCACGGUUGAUGGACCCGGCCGCCCCGGGCAGCGGCGUCAGCUCCCUGUCGCUGCUCCUGGUUCUUGCCCUGGGUCUUGCAAUUCUCCACUGUGUGGUGGCAGAUGGGAACACAACCAGAACACCUGAAACCAAUGGCUCUCUCUGUGGAGCUCCUGGGGAAAACUGCACAGGCACAACCCCUAGACAGAAACUGAAAACCCACUUCUCCCGGUGCCCCAAGCAGUACAAGCAUUACUGCAUCCAUGGGAGAUGCCGCUUCGUGGCGGACGAGCAAACUCCCUCCUGCAUCUGUGAGAAAGGCUACUUCGGGGCACGGUGUGAGAGAGUGGAUUUAUUUUACCUCCAGCAAGACCGAGGACAGAUCCUGGUGAUCUGCUUGAUUGUGGUCAUGGUGGUAUUCAUCAUUCUGGUCAUCUGUGUCUGUACCUGCUGUCAUCCCCUUCGGAAACACCGUAAAAAGAGGAAGGAAGAGAACAUGGAAACUCUGGGUAAAGAUAAAACUCCCAUAAGUGAAGAUAUUCAAGAGACCAAUAUUGCUUAAUGGUUACAAAGUUACCGCGAGCUGGUGGUGAGCUACAAAACACUUUGCUCAUUUGCAGAUGGACAGGAGGUGUCUCAGGAAAACAGCUAGCAGAAAUGAAUGUUUAAAUAUUGUAUUUACCUUUUUAUUUUUAUUUGUAACUUUGUGUUGUUUGUUACUGUUUUUAGUAAUA
This is a messenger RNA of Peromyscus californicus insignis, 1001 nucleotides long. It is a transcript of the gene Btc, whose product is annotated as betacellulin. Bases 296 to 829 code for a protein of 177 amino acids. The transcript has 6 exons. Gene Ontology annotation, biological process: epidermal growth factor receptor signaling pathway; positive regulation of mitotic nuclear division; positive regulation of cell population proliferation. The record is from RefSeq and is a predicted model, not a curated record. Lineage: Eukaryota; Metazoa; Chordata; Mammalia; Rodentia; Cricetidae.